Pygocentrus nattereri (red-bellied piranha) is the source of this 3997-nucleotide messenger RNA. It is a transcript of the gene pex19, whose product is annotated as peroxisomal biogenesis factor 19. Gene Ontology annotation, biological process: protein import into peroxisome membrane. The record is from RefSeq and is a predicted model, not a curated record. Gene Ontology annotation, cellular component: peroxisomal membrane; peroxisome. The transcript is spliced from 8 exons. Bases 90 to 950 code for a protein of 286 amino acids. Lineage: Eukaryota; Metazoa; Chordata; Actinopteri; Characiformes; Serrasalmidae.
GGGAGGCGCUGGGAGUGGCGGAUCUCCUCUCUGCGGGUUCUCUGCCUUCAGCUCCCACGUCACGUCCGCCCCGAGCUGCAGCGGGCGAGAUGGCGGAGCGGCAGGCCGCGGGCGCGGACGCGGAGCUGGACGAGCUGUUGGACAGUGCCCUCGAUGACUUUGAGAAGACCAGCGUCCCUCGUGCGGCGCCUGAAGCCGCUGCGGCCUCCUGCGCAGAAGCACAAAGUUCUGGGUCAAAGCCGCCUCUCCUGGAGGACAGUCAGUUCUUCGAGUCUCUGUUCGAGGGCGAGAUGGCGAACCAGGCGAAGGAGGAGUGGGAGAGAGCGAUGGCCGAGCUGGCGCAGGAGGAGCCGGAGCUGCUGCAGCAUUUCCAGAAACUCUCUGAGGCUGCGGGAAAAGUCGGAACGGAUCCAGCUUCACAGCAGGAGUUCACCUCCUGCCUGAAAGAGACGCUGAGCGGAUUAGCCAAAAACGCAGACAACCUGCAGGCUGCCGGACUGGCCGGAGACGAUCUGGCUAAGACUCUGGAAGGGCUGGGAUUGGAAGACGGUGAAGGAGCAGGGGACGAUGGGAAUAUUCUGCCUAUCAUGCAGUCCAUCAUGCAGAACCUCCUGUCCAAGGAUGUCCUCUACCCGUCCCUCAAAGAGAUCACGGAGAAGUAUCCUGAGUGGCUGAACAGUAACCGACAGUCUCUCCCGCCGGAGGAGCUCCACAGAUACCAACAGCAGCACAGGAUCAUGGGAGAGAUCUGCAGCCAGUUCGAGAGAGGCUCCGACGGAGAGAGCAGCUUUGAGAACAUUCUGGAACUCAUGCAGAAGCUGCAGGACCUGGGCCAGCCGCCGAAGGAGCUCGCCGGAGAGGCACCCCCCGGUUUGAACUUCGAUCCCGAGUCUCUGCACCUCCCCGGUGGUCCGGGCGCAGCCGGAGCGGAGCAGUGUUCGGUGAUGUGAGGGUCCCCAGGCUGCGCCAUGCUGCUCUGAGCUCCUCCUGAUUCAGGAUGGAGCUGAUGGAGUUUGUCUGAGUGAACGCCCACAAGAACUCCUGUAAAACACCACCACCACCACCUCCUCCUCCUCCUCUUCACUCUUCAUCUCCUUCUGCCGCUCCAGAGUGGAUCCUUAACCCGGUUUAAUGCAGCUUUGGGUUCAUUCCUGUGGGCUGCUAUAUUGAUAUUGAUAUUAAUCAAAUUUUGCACAUUUGCACCUCGUAAUGAGUCGAACGGCUAGAAAUCCGUGCCUCUGCUGUAAAUGACGGAGAAUUAGAAAACCGCAGGAGGUGGAUGGGUGGCAGUUCUGGCUGUAGACGUCUUAAAGGAGGAGUGUUGGAUGAAUAAAUACAGCGACCGGUCAAUUUAAUAAGCUAUAAUUAAAUUGCUAUUGCUUUUAUAUAUAAUAAUUCCAUCUAAUUCAUCAUGGAAUUGUUGGGAACCUACUGAAAUUUCUUUUUCAGAUCUAAUCAGUGACCGAAAAAAGGAUUUUCUUAAACGCGCAAGACCUUGAGAUGAGGGCAAAAGUCAUCCUGAGCCCACCUGUGCCGUCAUUAAUGCAGAGGUGUCAAAUUCAGGUCCAGAAAGUAAAAAUCCUUCCCAGGAUUUUGUUCCAACAGGCUGGAUUCUCUAGUUAGAUCACACCACCAGCAGAGCUGUCCAGCCUGUUGGAACAAAAUCCUGGGAAGGACUUUUACUUUCUGGACCUGGAUUUGACACCUCUGCAUUAAUGUAUGCUUCCCCAGUCGGGUUGCACUGAGAUUGUAUGUGGGACGUGGUGUGUCCCCUGAAGGUGGGCGAGAUGGAUGAAGUUGGUCCAUUUUUGCCUUCUAGCAUCUUCUCAACCCGUUUACUAAAGCAGAGCAAGUGUCCACCUUAGAGGAGCAUUUCCAGCCUGGCCUCGCCAGUUAGCCCCCACAGAUGCAGCUCCACUGACUGAAAUCACUCUUGUUGCUGACACAGGUGUCAUGAGUUUAAUAAAAAAGGUGAAAAUAUCUCAAAAUAUCUCCUCAUUACUGAGAAGCUGCUCGCCAAAGUGCUGCUGUGUAAAGCUGCUAGCAAGCAGCUCAGGUAGCAGCUGCUAGCCAGCUAGCUAGCAUCGUGUUCCCAGGUUGUGCCCGUCCCGUCCAGUCCCAGGGAUUAUUAGGGUUAUUUUAGAGAAGGAGCUUCUGGAUGAGGGUUAGUUGAGGGGAAAGUUCAGAAACAGCCAGUUUGCGUUCGUAGUUAUUUUAUUCAGCGAUAUUACGAACAGCGGCCCCGUCCCAAUUCACUAAGAUGCUAGAUACUCGCUAACGGCUAGCUAGCCUGGCAGCUCACUCCCGCCCCUGUAGCCGGGAAGUCAAAUCCCGGAUUUGUGAAUGUUUUCAGCUGGUUUGACGCUGAAAGGCCGCCGCUGCAGGAGCUCAGCGGGGUCUGAUGACUUGCCCUGCGGGUUCCGGUUCUGCUGUGUAGUAGUGAAGAAGUUUAAAAGCUCGGUCUGAUGUGCCAGACAGCCUUGUCCUCGCCAGCCCGAGCGCCUUGGAGCCGGAGCCGCUGUAAUAAACAGAUUUAUUCCGUCUUUAUUGAUUCUCAGACCAAAUGUUUCACUCAUGUCUGUGUUUUCCCUCAGAAGUGCUGCUCAUGUCAGCAUCUCUGCGAGACGGUCCGGGAGCGCCAAGCUGGCUGGAGUGGAUGUUCACGGUUUCUCUUACAUGGAAUAAGAUGAAAGAAAACUGUUUUUUUUGGUCCAUUCUUUAUUGAUUCGUCAAUAUUCUUCCGUUCUUUGUUUUUUGUCAGCACUGUGGGUUAAAUCUGGGAUUUCUAGUGUAUCUUUACUGUUCCACUGGUCUCAUUUCCCCUAGUAGCGUCUCCAAGACACGGACGUCUGAGACAUUCAGAUGAUGUUCUUCUCGUUUUGUGCUUCCCUCUGUGGAGAAUAUUGAAUUGUUCUUGGAUGAAUUCAGUCCUUGUGAUUCUUUGUUUUGCCUAGGCCUGAUUUGACUGGGAAAUGGUUUCUAUUCCAAGUGUGUUUUGAGUCAGUGGCCUGGUCUGUUCUUUGAUAGAAAACGUGUGGAGAACCCGUGUUGUCUGAUGGAGAACCCGUGUUGUCUGAUGGAGAACAGAUGCAACAAAAGGUUGGAAAAUGCUUGAGUAUUCCUUUAAAGUCUUCCUGAUCCCAUUAUGGUCCUGUAUUAUGUUAAGUGCUCCCAACAAGCCUCCAUAAUAAUAAUAAUAAUAAUAGUGUCAUAUUGUACAGGCGAAUGUGCUCCAGUGUGUUGUGUUAACUUUCCCAAACAUGACAUUUAACUCCCGGAAUACCUCAAAUCAGUGGGCAGAGGUGUAAAAUACGGUUAGGCUCUAUUUCAAAAGAGUGAGCUUUUAUUCUGAAAGCUGAGAGGGUGCAGAGUUUAAUGGGUUUUGUUAUGCAUACACUCAUAGAUGGUUCUUCAAGCAUUAUUUAGUCCAUAAAGGUUCUUUAUGGAACCAUAAACGCUCAAAGAACCAUGUGCAUGCUUAAAUGGUUAUUUGCAUGGUCAGGUGGUUCUUCAGAUUGAUGGCGAAUGUGUUGUACUUGGUUCUGUAUAGAACCUUAUUUUAAAAGGGGUUCAGCUAUUAUAAAGAACCACAUACAAUUCAUUCUCCAUCAGUCUGUAGAACCAUUUCACCAUGCAGAGAACCAUAUAACAUGCAAGUGGUUCUUUGGGCCUUUGUGAUUCUGUGGAGAACCACUGUUGUUACUGGAAACCCCUGAAGAAGCGUUUUUAGGAGCGCAGGCUGAACUCGUGCGUGAAGACAUGAAGAUAUUUAGGUGGUUAAUAUGGAUUAUGGUUAGUAUGGAUUACGGUGAGAGACGAGCACAUUAGACGAGCACUCAGGGGUUCAUCGAACACCCAACACACUUAAACCAGUCGCACUGAAUUCAGCCGCAAACUGCAAAGUCCCUCACAGUGAACACCUGCACCCGCCGUCGUCUACACACCGCGAACAAAGGACGGAAUUACAGUGGAAGAAAUAAAGAGAGAAAAGAGCUUG